AUGGUUUGCAACAAGGCAGCAAGGGUUUUAACGUCACUCAGUAGGUGGACAGAGAAUAUUGUAGGCCCUAGAACUGACAAGAGACGACUUCUUAUGUCUACCGUAAACGCCACAUUUCUGUACGGCGUAAAAGUGUGGGCGAGUGUCCAGCGGAGAGCAGCGCUUAGGGUCGCCUGCGUGUACCGCACAGUGUCGGGUGCGGCUAUUAUGAAUGUGGCCGGAGUCAUUCCCCUCGACCUUCUCAUCAGUGAGGGACGGAUGAUCUUUGGCCUUGCCCCAGAGCAUGGAAGAAAAGAAACGUCGGGAACAGCGCGGAGAGAAACCAUGCAAGUUUGGCAGAAAAUUUGGGACGAGGGUAACCUUUCAUCUGAUCAGAGACCUCAACGCCUGAAUAAACUGCAGCUACAGGGAGAUUAUCUUCUAAAUGUGUCAGUUCCUGAAGAAUCACAGCUACUUUAG
Molecule: messenger RNA, 459 nt
Organism: Homalodisca vitripennis (glassy-winged sharpshooter)
Lineage: Eukaryota; Metazoa; Arthropoda; Insecta; Hemiptera; Cicadellidae
Exons: 1
Coding region: 1-459 (152 amino acids)
Source: RefSeq, a predicted model, not a curated record